GGCGUUGCGCAAGCGCAGAAUCGUUACUGUUUCCUGACACUCCGACGAAUAUCACACCGACACAAACUUUAAACCCUUUUAGUAAUUGCGCAUUUUUAGGUGAUUUUACUGCUUCAUCAUGGGACUGACCAUCUCGUCGAUUUUCAGCAGGCUGUUCGGAAAGAAACAGAUGAGAAUUCUCAUGGUGGGACUGGAUGCUGCGGGUAAAACCACUAUAUUGUACAAACUGAAACUUGGAGAAAUUGUGACCACCAUUCCUACCAUAGGUUUUAAUGUAGAGACCGUUGAAUACAAGAACAUCUGCUUCACCGUGUGGGAUGUCGGCGGCCAGGACAAGAUUCGUCCUCUCUGGAGACACUAUUUUCAGAACACCCAGGGUUUGAUCUUUGUGGUGGACAGUAAUGACAGAGAGAGAGUGGCAGAGUCUGCAGAGGAGCUUGCUAAAAUGUUACAGGAAGAUGAACUGAAGGACGCCGUGUUGCUGGUUUUCGCUAACAAACAGGAUCUGCCUAACGCCAUGGCUGUCAGUGAGCUCACAGACAAACUGGGUCUGCAGAGUCUACGCAGCAGAAUGUGGUACGUUCAAGCAACUUGCGCUACACAAGGCACUGGACUCUAUGAAGGACUGGACUGGUUAUCAAACGAGCUCUCCAAACACUAGUGCGCCUGUUGACGGGAGAAACGGUGUGUUUGAACCAAUGGGAAGGCUAGAGACUCCUCAUAAAAUUUUUAAGUGUAUAACACGACUGGAAGCUGGGAAGGAACCAUCAAACCCUCAGCGCCCGUCUUAGCUUUCCUUUUUUAUUUUUGUUUUGUACAGUGCAUUCGUAUGCCCAAGAUUAUCUUUUGUUUUUCCAUUUCAGAAGCGCAACUUCUUUUGUUUCUAAGGACCUUUCUUCACUACGACUCUUUCAGUUUCUUAGAAUGGCCUCUGGAGACCCUGAUCAGUGUACCGGGUUUCUGGUUUUGUUUAUAGUAUCCUUACAGUUUGAUUGGUUUUAAUAUCCAUUUGAGAUCUUCAGUUAAAGAUUGAGUUAAACACUCAAAACUGGAUUUAUAAUGUAGAGGUCAUUCAUUGAAACAAAGUCAUGCCUACUCCAUCAGUUUGUAUAGAGAUGCAGAAUUUGAAGUUACUAAGCUAAAAUGGUUUGGAGCUCCUAUGAUUCUUUGACUGUGCAUGAAUCUUCUAGAAUUUAAUUCAGUCUGGAUCUUGUUUGAAGUUCAUCAAAAGGUUAAUGAUAAUCAUAGAAGUCCAUUGAUGUUUUGUGGCAAAUGUUGAAAUGUUUAAAGGGAACGUGAUGUUCUUAAGCCACAAUAUUGCAAUUCAAACAUGUUUUAUAUUUGUCAUGCCAUGGGAAAAUGAGUUUUUGCUCAGGUGUGUUGCUUGAGCUUAUCGUUGAGAUUAUUUGUGACUGAAUCAGACUCCUGAAUGCUGAUUUAAUGUACUGAUGAAUUCCAGGUCUGGUCUGAAAUGGUUUGAUUUCUUAAACUGAUGUGUAACAGAUACAGUCUAUUUUACCCUAAUUAUCAUGUCAAAUCUGUUGGUGUAUAAUAACAUAUUGUUUAGAAUUAAACAUAAUCGUGAAUUUAUUGUGUUCAUGGUGAACACUUAUUGGAAAUUAAGUAAUUCCUGAAAGCCUGCUCGUAAUGUGAAUUGUUAAAUUAAUGCAUAUAUUUAGCUAUAUUGUUAUUUAUCUCGGCACGUCAAAAUCUGCCUUUUUUCCUCAAUAAUGUUCAUUAACGCUUGUUAAAAACUUUCGAUUUAUUACUAAAAACGUAAGUAUAUUUUUAUCGAUUGUUUCCUUCCGAUCAAACACUGUUUAAACACCAAAAAAAAUAU
This is a messenger RNA of Xyrauchen texanus (razorback sucker), 1840 nucleotides long. Its product is annotated as ADP-ribosylation factor 4-like. Gene Ontology annotation, biological process: intracellular protein transport; vesicle-mediated transport. Lineage: Eukaryota; Metazoa; Chordata; Actinopteri; Cypriniformes; Catostomidae. The record is from RefSeq and is a predicted model, not a curated record. Gene Ontology annotation, molecular function: GTP binding; GTPase activity. Bases 119 to 661 code for a protein of 180 amino acids. Gene Ontology annotation, cellular component: cytoplasm; plasma membrane. The transcript is spliced from 6 exons.